Molecule: messenger RNA, 2253 nt
Organism: Leishmania braziliensis MHOM/BR/75/M2904
Lineage: Eukaryota; Euglenozoa; Kinetoplastea; Trypanosomatida; Trypanosomatidae
Exons: 1
Coding region: 1-2253 (750 amino acids)
Source: RefSeq, a predicted model, not a curated record
AUGGCAUAUCGUCACGGCUCGCACCCCUGUCACGGCUUUGACGAGCUCGCUGCUGCGCCGGCAGGGAGGCAGUGCUCUGUGUGCAAGGCGCUAUCAGACGGCUCCGAUGUGCGCUGGUUCGGCUGUGUGGCGUCUCCUUGUGAGUUCCUGUUAUGUGAAAAGUGCUUCACAGUGCAGGAAGAGCUUCUCGCGCAGCCUCAGGUGGUAAUCCGCAACCCGAUGCUCGACUACGACGAUGGAAAGGCAGCAGUGCACACUCGGCCACGCGAGCAGAGCUACCGUCUCUCGCCGCUCUAUGCGGGACGACUACUACGGGUGGUGAGCACUGCCGUCGACGUGUCUGACCCUUCGAGAGAGUACUACCGUAUUGCGUCCGGUGGCUGGAUCAACCGGUCGCACGUUGUGUGUGUGCACCCUCACCCGAGCCCCAGUAUGCAGCUGCUUUCCGAAGUACACCUCAACAACCGCAAGCUCGGAAGCGAUAUUGCGAGUGGUGCGGUAAGUAUCAGCGUCUUGUAUGACUUGCUGCACGAGUGCAUGCAGACGAUUGACGAGAACGAGGCCUAUGGCAUUGUAAUGAGCGCGCUCGUCAUGUACCCGCUCUUGUCUACGCUGGAAAUUCAUUGCUGCCACUUCCGCACCGCACCGGAUCCGCUGCCGCUGGUAGAGUACGUUCACUUUGUGCUGCACUUUGUGCUCACGAAGCUGGUGGAGCGCAUGGACAUGGAAGAGGCCCAAUUUGUCUUCAAGCUCGUGGAUGGCGCUAUGGCGUUCCUCUUUGGCGAUGUGCUGGCUCGCUGUCUUGGCGCCGCCUAUCAUCUCGCCUUCACCUGGAAGGUGCGACUGCCGUCCUCUUUUGCCUACCUUGUCUCCCGUGCGCUGGCGACCAUGGACCGCCUCCUGCGGUUGCUCCCGGAAGAAGCGUCGGAGCAGUCACCCGCCCUCUGCGCGCCCGCCGUGACUUUGAUCCAUAACAGCAGAAGCGUAGAGCGGCAGCGACUGGGCCGUCUCAUCAUCACCAUGACAGAUAUGGGCAGCUGCUUGCUGCAGCACUGCAUCCGCGAGACCCGCCUCGACCUCGAUGUGCUGCAGCCACUCCGCGAUCAGCUGUGCGGUGACCACCGGCAUCACCUCUCCAAGGUGUUCUGCGAGGCACUGGCCACAAUGGCAGAGGUGGACCUGCUGCGCGUGCAGCGCACCUACCUUCACCUCGACGCUCUCGAGGUUGUGGGUGGCCUGGCGGCCAACUCAUGUCUGGCCGAGUCCCAGGUAGCUGUUUUCCGCCUUGUGAAAUACCUAGCCAAGCAGUGUCCACACAAUAUCGCGAUGCUCAGCGCUGUUCUCUUAGAUAAGCUACUCAAGAUGCUUGCUGACGCGCAGAGCCCCGCAGUCUAUGUGGAGGCGAUGGAGUGCUUUUAUGAAAUGGCCUUCAACGACCCUCGCAUUCGUGGCGCCGAUGCUGGCGCGAGUGAGAUGCCGCAGCCCCAACCGCACGCCUGCACGGCACAUACCGGCACCAGUGGUGGCACAGCAGAGAAGGCCAACACCCCCUAUCAGUUGCUAUGCGUGUACCGCCUGCCCUUCGGUGGUGUAUUGAUGCCCCUGUGCUCGUACUGUGCGAUGCACCACCCGCCCAGCGGUGGUGAUCUUAUGGAGAGGCCACAAUACGCGUACUUCCAGUGCCAUUGUCACCACUGCUCCACGGUGGUCACCCGCAGCGCUCUCCAAGUACCACAAUUGCCGACGAUCCCCCAGACGACCGCACUCAACAUACUGGAGGAGCAUCUCCCUAAAAAGGUGUUUGCCCUCUCCGCCUAUCUGCAGAUACCGCAGGCGUUGAACGCGCUUGGCCGGCUUCUCCUUCGCGUAGCGCUGCAGGACGAAGUCCUGGUGCGCGUGAUCGAGGAACUCGUGCGCUAUCCCUCUCUUGAGUCGGUGCCCUACGCUGCCCUGGUGGUGAAGGCAAAUGCACACCUGCCUGCAGUGAAACAGUGCUUGGCCCGGUACGCCAACACGGAGCUGAGUCGGUACGUCCACGGCACCUUCGAAGUAGCCACCCCAGCCAAGAACUAUGUAGACGAAACGCCGGCGAAGAGCCAUCAGCGCAGCGAGCUCGGCCUUUCUGCCUCCCCCUACACGAACUCCACUGUACAGAGCGGAUCAAUGUACGACAUGCGCGGCGUCUUUUCCUGCUCGCGUGACGGCGCGCGCGGUGUCCAGCUCUUCGGCGCUGGUGCCUCUGUGGAGGAGUAG